Messenger RNA from Acanthosepion pharaonis, 1782 nucleotides. The record is from the annotation of a GenBank genome assembly. Lineage: Eukaryota; Metazoa; Mollusca; Cephalopoda; Sepiida; Sepiidae.
AUGUUCUUUUUGACCUUAAACACGUCCGUCUUUGAAGGAAAUAUGGCCUUUUUUCCUCAUUUUGUGCUCGUUCCUAGCAUCCUUUGCUCAUUAAUUGCUCUUUCGAAGCCUUCUUUCCUCAUUAUGCGCCCUUUCAAAGCCUUCUUUACUCAUUAUGCUCUCUUUCCAAACCUCCUUUCUUCAUAUUGUGCCGUUUCAAAGCCUUAUUUCCUCGUUAUGUGUUCUUUUGAGGACUUGUUUCUUCAUUAUGUGCUAUUUCCAAGCCUUCUUUCCUCAUUACGUGCUCUUUACAAGCAUUUUUUCUCAUUAUGUGCCCAAUCCAAGCCUUCUUUCCUCAUUAUGUGCUCUUUCGAAGCCUUCUUUCCUCAUCAUGUGCUAUUUAAAAGCCGUUUUUUCUCAUUCUGUGCUCUUUCCAAGCCUCUUUUCCUCAUUCUGUGCUCUUUCCAAGCCUUCUUUUCUCAUUGUGUGCCCUUUCCAAGCCUUCUUUCCUCAUUAUGUGCUCUUUCCAAGCCUUCCUUCCUCAUCAUGUGCUCUUUCAAGGCCAUUUUUCCUCAUUCUGCGCUCUUUCCAAUCCUUUUGUCCUCAUUAUGUGAUUUUUCGAAGCCUUCUUUCUUCAUUAUGUACACUUUCGAAGACUUUUUCCUCAUUAUGAGAUCUUUACAAGUCUUUUUUUUCUCAUUGUGUGCUCUUUUCCAGCCUUCUUUCCUCAUUGUGUGCUUUUUCGAAGCAUUCUUUUCUCAUUAUGUGCUAUUUCCAAGCCUUCUUUCCUCAUUCUGUGCUCUUUCGAGGCAUUCUUUUCUUAUUAUAAACAUUUUCCUUAUUCUGUUCUCUUCCCGAGCCUUCGUUCCUCAUUAUGUGCUCUUUCGAAGCCUUUUUUCCUCAUUCUGUGCACUUUCGAAGCAUUCUUUACGCAUUAUGCGCCCUUUCCAAGCCUUCUUUCCUCAUUAUGUUCUCUUUCCAAACCUCCUUUCUUCAUAUUGUGCCGUUUUAAAGACUUAUUUCCUCAUUAUGUGUUCUUUCGCUGACUUGUUUCUUCAUUAUGUGCUAUUUCCAAGCCUUCUUUCCUCAUUACGUGCUCUUUACAAGCAUUUUUUCUCAUUAUGUGCCCAAUCCAAGCCUUCUUUCCUCAUUAUGUGCUCUUUCGAAGCCUUCUUUCCUCAUCAUCCUCUUUUCCUCAUUCUGUGCUCUUUCCAAGCCUUCUUUCCUCAUUGUGUGCCCUUUCCAAGCCUUCUUUCCUCAUUAUGUGCUCUUUCCAAGCCUUCCUUCCUCAUCAUGUGCUCUUUCAAUGCCAUUUUUCCUCAUUCUGUGCUCUUUCCAAGCGUUUUGUCCUCAUUAUGUGAUUUUUCGAAGCCUUCUUUCUUCAUUAUGUACACUUUCGAAGACUUUUUCCUCAUUAUGAGAUCUUUACAAGUCUUUUUUUUCUCAUUGUGUGCUAUUUCCAAGCCUUCUUUCAUCAUUGUGUGCUCUUUCGAGGCAUUCUUUUCUCAUUAUCCUUCUUUCCUCAUUGUGUACUCUUUCGAAGCAUUCUUUUCUCAUUGUGUGCUCUUUCGAAGCAUUCUUUUCUCAUUAUGUGCUUCUCCAAAGCCUUUUUUCCCCAUUAUGUGCUCUUCCAAAUCCUUAUUUCUUCAUUCUGUGCUCUUUUCAAGCUUUUUUCCUCAUUGUGUGCACUUUCUCAGCCUUAUUUCCACAUUGUGUGCUCUUUACAAGAAAUCUUUCCUCAUUUUCUGCUCUUUCCAAGCCUUCUUUCCUCAUUGUGUGCUCUUUCGCAGCCUUCUUUUCUAA